GAGACCUGUACAAAUCCUGAUAUUUUACAUUCACCAGAGUGCUCUGAAACAACCAAUCAAAUGUGCCCUAAAUGUACCGCUUCUGCUAUGAAGUAAAUAUUUUUGUGUUUCAGCGGUGCUGCUGCGGGUGCUGCGGGUGCAGCUGGAGGUGCGGCAGCAGAACAGGGACGUCUUGCAUGAGCUCCAGCAGCUGAGGCAUGAGGUACGGGUCGUGUCCGAGAGGCUGGAUGAAAUUGAGCCUCUCGACAGGACCCGUGCAGUGUCUCAGCCUGCCCUGUCGACGGUGCCUCCAGUUCUUCCUCGGCUACCUGCCAACAAUAUUGAAGAAUUGGAGGCAGCAGAGGCAGCCGUGCAGGAUGAGGCUGUGGCUGCCACCUUGCGCAAGCACCUCCUGCAAAUAGGAGGGAAGUCGCUGCGCGAGGUGGCAUCGAAUGCCAUGAAGGCUGUAAUGGCACACCCCGUCCAAGUGCUUUACAGCCUUCAUGGCAGGAAGGGGAAGAGGGCUUUCAUAAAUCUGAAGUUAUGCCGGAUAGUCACAGAUGUCAUCUGUGCAAAAGGGGGGGCCGACCUGACAGAAGCUCAGGGCUUCAUUAAGAGGUGGUUGCCAGGGUCUGUGGACAGGGGUGGUGGCAGGAAGAGGCGUUUUGCAGAAACGUUAGCAGCAGAGCAGCCCGAUGAUCCCUCCCUUCGGGGCAGGGAUCAUUGCCUGCCCACUGCUGCCCUCUCCCUGCCCCACCCUUGGCCUCAGGGCCCUGGCCAGUCCACCGUUGGCCCCUCCUGUCCGGCUGCCCAUGCUCCUUCCCCUGCUGCAGCCCCUCCUCCUGCCGCUCCUCCUGCCCCUGCUCCUGCCGCUCCUCCUGCCCCUGCUCCUGCUCCUGCCGCUCCUCCUGCCCUUGCUCCCCCUGCCCCUGUAUGCAUCAAUUGA
Molecule: messenger RNA, 925 nt
Organism: Dermacentor silvarum
Lineage: Eukaryota; Metazoa; Arthropoda; Arachnida; Ixodida; Ixodidae
Exons: 3
Coding region: 437-925 (162 amino acids)
Source: RefSeq, a predicted model, not a curated record